AUGAGCGACGACGAAACCGCUCUCCGCAAGGACUCCUCCAAAGCCAUUCUGCUCACUAAAGACGGCCAGCGCUACAUCGUGGGUGACAGCCGCUCCGUGGACAGCCGUGACGUGAUCACACUUAUCCCCAUGGAGAACGCCGACCUCAUGGAACUGGACGACGCGGACGAGGAGAGCGACGUAUUGGACACAUCCGACGCGCGUGACGGCGCCGUCAGCCCGGAGGAGCUCAACGACGACGAAGCGUCGGAGGGAGACGGCGCCGCGCCCAAGCAGUGCACUUACGACGGCUGCACCGAGACUACUACGCAGGUUGCAAAGCAACGAAAGCCCUGGAUGUGCAAGAAGCACCGCAACAAGAUGUAUAAAGACAAGUACAAGAAGAAGAAAAGCGACCAGGCCAUGUCCACCAACAAAAUUGACGACAACUGUGAGGAGCGGCCCGUGUCCGUCAACAAGCAGCGUUUAGGAGUCAUGGGGGACCGCCCAGUGCGACCCUCCCUCAUUGAGCAGGUGCUUAACCAAAAAAGACUGUCGCUGCUUAGGAGUCCCGAGGUGAUCCACUUCCUUCAGCAGCAGCAGAACAUCUUGGCGACGCAGAGUCGAGGCCUGGCGCUGCAGCACAACUUUAGCGGAUGCUGA
Messenger RNA from Nerophis lumbriciformis (worm pipefish), 642 nucleotides. NCBI's taxonomy places the organism in Eukaryota, Metazoa, Chordata, Actinopteri, Syngnathiformes, Syngnathidae. The record is from RefSeq and is a predicted model, not a curated record.